Messenger RNA from Diorhabda carinulata, 2147 nucleotides. RefSeq lists its product as uncharacterized. The transcript has 6 exons. The record is from RefSeq and is a predicted model, not a curated record. NCBI's taxonomy places the organism in Eukaryota, Metazoa, Arthropoda, Insecta, Coleoptera, Chrysomelidae. Bases 210 to 2144 code for a protein of 644 amino acids.
AAGUAAUAAGAAGUAUCACGUGUUGUUUACUUGGUCGGCAUCGUUGGUUUUUCGCUAUUGGGAAUUUGUUUCGGCUCCGAAUGAUUACCGGUGAUCAUUCCAGUGUUGAUUUUCGUGACAUACGAGCGUUUAAAUGUGUGCCUCGUUACCGAUUUUAUGCGACGUUAAUUUACCGGAAAAUAAGGCACUAAUGAUUAUAUCGGUGAAUUAUGUGGGCAAAAAUACGAAAAAACUUUGUUUAUUAUUUGUAUUUGAUAAUAUUCGUUUACGCGGUUUAUUUAGUGUAUUCAUUUGAAUUAUUCACUAGUUUCAGGACGUACGAUAUUCAAAAGAAUAAUUUACAAUCGAAAGAUCCGUACGUGAUAAAUACGACAGGAUGUAAAAUUGAAAAUAUGGACGCUUUUAGCGACGAAAUUAUGGAAUUUUUGUAUCACUUAAAUCCAUUAUCGUGCAGUGAUAAACAUUUAUUAACUUACGUUAAUCGAAACGGUAACGAAAUUAGUUUAAAUAUAAACAAAUCAGUAAUUUACGAUUAUAGCUCAUUCGAUAUAAAUUGCUGUUAUAUAAAUGUCGAUAGAAAUCCAGUAGGAGCUAACCCAGACGAUAAUCUCAGUUUUUCAGAAUGUACAUAUUUCGAAGAUUCCGUAAAUUUAUAUAGUGAAGUAGUGAAAGUGAAAUGUAAAAAUCCCUUUUACACCGUUUACGAAAACGUCCACGCCAUCUUACGACCGCCAACGAACCAAGCGCCGAAUUUUAACGAUCCCAACGUUGUUCUAAUUGGAAUCGACGGUGUAUCUAUGACGAACCUGUUACGAACGAUGCCGAAGACGCAUCGUUUAUUAGAAAAUACGGGGUGGAUCAAAUUGAAAGGGUAUAAUAAAGUGGAGGAUAAUACUUUUCCGAAUUUGAUCGCCGUUCUAGCCGGGGUGAGGUUUUCUUUACAAGAAAACGACGGUUUACAAAAUUGUAGUCCUUACCGAACGGAAAAAUUGGAAAAUUGCAAUUUUAUAUGGAAAACUUUUAAAGAAAAUAAUUAUAGUACCGCGUACGCUGAGGAUACACCGACUAUAGGAACGUUUAAUUUUAAUAAAGCCGGUUUCAAACAACCCCCAACCGACUAUUACUUCCGCCCUUAUUUUUUGACAGCUAACGAUUUACCCGCCAAAUAUAUGUGCCUUAGGGCUCAUUGUACCGGUCCGGAAAAAACCGGCGUCAGAAUGCAAAAUUUGGUGACGGAUUUUUUGGAUACGAUCAAUGGAAAAACACCAGGUUUCGGUUUGUUUUGGAUGAACGCUUUUAGUCACGAAGACGUAAAUUGUCCUAGUUCGAUGGAUGAGGAUUUCGAAAGAUAUUUUAAAAAAUUAUAUUCGAAUAAUUAUCUCGACAACACUGUUAUGAUAUUUUUCAGCGAUCACGGUUUUCGCUUCGGAAAAAUAAGGUUAACGGAAAACGGUUGGUUGGAAGAGAGGUUGCCGUUUUUCUAUAUAUGGAUACCUCGUAGAUUACGUAAAUUAUAUCCCGAAAAAUAUCGAAAUCUUUUAAGCAACACUGAUAAAUUAACGUCGCCUUACGACGUUUAUAUGAGUCUACAGGACGUCCUAUCUCAAAACAAUCCUAAUUACGUAAUUAGCCAACCCGAAGGUUGUCCCAAAUGCCAAUCUCUAUUUAAACCAGUAUCUCCGGAAAGGACUUGUAAGGACGCCGGAAUUCCUGAACAUUAUUGCAGCUGUUCGAAUUACGUAAAAAUCGACAAAUCCUUGCCUAUCGUCGAAGUAUUAGCGAAUUUUUUCAUCGACCAACUUAAUAAAUUAAUCCAAUCUUAUGGUUAUCUAUCGAACAAAUGCGCUAUUUAUAGGUUAGAAAAAAUAUCGAACGUCAAAGAGUUGAUUUUGGAACAGGACGUCGAAAUAAAUUAUUUAAUCAGUAUUGUAACGAGACCAGAAGCUCAUUUCGAGGCUACUAUUAAAGUUAAUUUUUUUGGAUCUGAUUUUGAAAUGUCGCUUAACGAAAUAAAUAGGUUAGAUCGUUACGCGCCGACUUCCUAUUGUGUCAAAAACUCCCCGGUACAAAUUUAUUGUUACUGCAGUUCUUUGAUUAAAAAAAUAACGAAUAUAUUUUGUAAUAAUAAAUUUUGUAUUUUAUGAAAA